CGCGGACGGGGCAAGCACCUUGACGCGACACGACGACGACGACGACGACGACGACAAUGUCUGACGACCUCCUCGGCGGCUUUGCUACAUCUAAAUCCGGCGGUGACGAGAUUGACUUCGACGCCGCCGCAUCCCAGUUCCCCGACAUCUCCCUUGACGGCGAGGGCGACAUACCCUCCUUCCCGGACAUUUCCUCACCCGUCGCGCCAGCCCCAGCGCACUCCUUCUCCCUCGAUGCUCUCGACGGACCGAGCCCCGCCCCCGCGAGGGAAGUGAAGGUCACUGGUGACGACGAGAUCGAGCAAUUCACCAGCCAAUUCCCGGAUAUUGAGGUCCCGCAGGCAUCUCCUCCCGUACAACAACCCCCUACAUUCGGCGCAAGCACGCCGACUAUCGCCCCGCGUCCCCAGCCAUCUGCGUUUUCGUCAACCCCCAUCCUCAACCAGGGUUUACCUGAGGAAGAGCCCGAGGUUAUCAAAGAAUGGCGUGCACGGCGCGCGGAGGAGAUUCGCGCGCGUGACGAAGCCUCCAAGGCAAAGCGCGACGAGAUCAAGGGUCGCGCCGAGGCUGCCAUCGACGAGUUCUACGGCAACUACUCCGAGCUCAAGAAGCGCAACAUCCAGGAGAACAAGGACGCCGAGGAGGAGUUCCUCGCCAGCCUAACCGCAUCGCUCACGGCGGGCACGACCUGGGAGCGCAUCUGCGCGACCAUCGAGCUCGAGAACUCGCAGAGCAAGACGAUCGCCCGCGCGGGCCCGGGCACGACGGACCUCUCGCGCUUCAAGGAGGUGCUGUUGCGGCUCAAGCGGGAGGGCGACCGCGCCCCGGGCGCCGCGGGCUACUAGAUGACUUCGCGUCGGACUCUUCUGCAAAAGUUUGUCUAUCACUUAUAGCUCGUAUAUUGAGGACCCUGGAUUGGUGUA
This is a messenger RNA of Schizophyllum commune H4-8, 923 nucleotides long. RefSeq lists its product as uncharacterized. The transcript has 4 exons. Gene Ontology annotation, biological process: intracellular protein transport; clathrin-dependent endocytosis; clathrin coat assembly. The record is from RefSeq and is a predicted model, not a curated record. Gene Ontology annotation, molecular function: structural molecule activity; clathrin heavy chain binding. The coding region runs from base 57 to 845 and encodes 262 amino acids. Lineage: Eukaryota; Fungi; Basidiomycota; Agaricomycetes; Agaricales; Schizophyllaceae. Gene Ontology annotation, cellular component: clathrin coat of coated pit; clathrin coat of trans-Golgi network vesicle; plasma membrane.